AUGUUCAUGGUGGCCGAGGUACGGCGACCGGACAGUGCCGCCACCCAGCGGGCGCGUCGCUACCUCGACCGACUCGACGAGCUGCUUCAAAAGGAGACCUACGUCGCGGGUCGGGUCGUGACCUUGGCCGACCUCUGCGUGGCGGCGACAGUGGCGCUCCUGGAGGCGGCGAGGAUCAGCGUGGCGGGGUUCCGGCACGUGGACGCGUGGGCGACGCGGCUUCGCCUGGAGCUGCCGUACUACGGGGAGUGCAAUGCUGCGCUGACGUCGCUGCUGUCACGCGGUCUAGUAGCGCAACCUGGGGGCGGACACCCGCCGCGCGCAGUCUAG
Priapulus caudatus is the source of this 330-nucleotide messenger RNA. RefSeq lists its product as uncharacterized. Lineage: Eukaryota; Metazoa; Priapulida; Priapulimorpha; Priapulimorphida; Priapulidae. Bases 1 to 330 code for a protein of 109 amino acids. The record is from RefSeq and is a predicted model, not a curated record. The transcript has 2 exons. Gene Ontology annotation, molecular function: glutathione transferase activity. Gene Ontology annotation, biological process: glutathione metabolic process.